AUGUACGUGGCCCUGAUCACUGGGUCGAGUUCGGGCAUCGGCGCGGCCACAGCCAUACUGUUUGCCAAAUCGGGAGCCAAUGUUGUGGUGACGGGACGUAACGCCGGGCGAGUGUCAGAAGUGGCCAAACAGUGUCUCGACGUAUCGCCCGAUGGCUUGAAAGCGCUGGAAGUGGUGGCAGACGUGACCAGUGAUGAGGAUCUCCAACGACUGGUCGACACAACUAUCACUAAUUUUGGCAAAAUAGAUGUUGUGGUGAAUAACGCGGCCAUCGGUUUGAUGACAGCUAUCGGUGAAACAGAUUUCAUGGAUAACUACAGACAGAAACCCAAGUUAUCUGCUAUAUGUAUGUCAAAGUCAGCGGUGGAUGCGUUCACCAAAUGUAUUGCCGCAGAGUUGGGACCCAAAGGCAUACGCGUUAAUAGUAUUGUUCCUGGUACUGUCAAAACGCAACUGCCUCAGGAGUUUUACGAUCGUGUGGCCAAACUGUAUCCGGUCGGCCGAUGCGGCGAUGUGUCAGACAUCGCACACGCGGUCUUGUAUUUGGCUUCAGACGGGUCUUCAUUCAUGACCGGUACGGCUCUGGUGGCCGACGGCGGACAUCUGGCCGCUGGUGUUAACUAA
Medioppia subpectinata is the source of this 624-nucleotide messenger RNA. NCBI's taxonomy places the organism in Eukaryota, Metazoa, Arthropoda, Arachnida, Sarcoptiformes, Oppiidae. The record is from the annotation of a GenBank genome assembly.